Poecilia reticulata (guppy) is the source of this 1686-nucleotide messenger RNA. NCBI's taxonomy places the organism in Eukaryota, Metazoa, Chordata, Actinopteri, Cyprinodontiformes, Poeciliidae. The record is from RefSeq and is a predicted model, not a curated record.
AUGAAGCUGGGCUACGCUCAGACCUGCUCACUUUCCUCUAUAAAACCUGAUCUGGGGGAAACAGAGCAGCUGCUGGCUGACAGUUAUCAAGCAUCUGAUUGUGUCUCAGUGGAAAUCUUAGAAAGAAGAUGGCUUCACAGAUGUCCUGCUGUCUACAAGCUGAAACCAAAAGUAGAAACUUUGGGAUCCUUGAAAAAAUUGAUUGUUGGUGAAAAAAACCCCAACACUCCAAAUAAAACCAUUUUAGUUGUUGGAGAAACAGGAACAGGAAAAUCUACUCUGAUCGACGCUCUGAUCAACCACGCCAUGGGAGUGAAGUUUGAGGAUCAAGUCUGGUUUAAAGUGAUAGAAGAAGAAGAAAAAAGUCAGACAGCAAGUCAGACAUCUGAUGUGAAGGUCUAUCAGGUCUAUGAAGGUAAAGCUCUGCCCUUUUCUCUGACCAUCAUUGAUACUCCUGGUUAUGCAGACACCAGAGGGAUUGAACGGGAUGUUAUCAUCAGGGAGCAACUGCUUCAACUGUUCCAGUUAGAACAUGGAGUCCAUGAGCUUCAUGCAGUGGGUUUGGUGGUCAAAGCUACUGAGAAUCGAGUGAAAGAACAUCUAAGAUACGUCUUUGACUCAGUUCUGUCUCUAUUUGGAAAAGACCUAGAGAAAAACAUUGUUGCUCUCUGCACCCACUCAAAUGGAAUGUACCCUAAAAAUGUUCUGACAGCUCUUGAAGCUGUAAAGAUUAAAUGUGCCAGAGAUGAGAGGAAUGAUCCGGUUCACUUCCUGUUUGAUAACUGCCAAAGUAACGACCGAUCACAUCCAAACAACAUGAAGAUACUCAAAAGGAUGUUUGAGGAUGCAGAGGAGGAAAUGAACAAGUUGGUAAAGUUCAUGGAAACAGUUGAGCCCCAAAGAUUGGACACAACUUUGGAUGUUAUAACAUCCCGAAUUCGUCUGACAGCUUGUAUCUACAACCUGCAAGACAGAAUUAACCAGAGGGAUCUGAAACAAAGAGAGAUCAGACAGACUGAGGAAGCUCUGAAGGAAAAUAAGGAGAAACUGGAGAAUGAUACGAACUUCACAAUAGAAGUUGAUGAAGUUUAUAAGGACAAAGAAAACAUAGGUGUUGGAAAAUGGGGACUAACAAUGUUUAUUGAUGGUGCUACCUGCUGUACUGUCUGCGAGGAGAACUGUCACUUUCCAUGCACAACAGCCUGGUAUCCUUCAAGAUGUAAAGUCAUGAGCAAGGGAAAGUGCACCAUUUGUACCAAGAAAUGUCCUGUUUCAGAUCAUGUGAAAGAUCAGUGGAGAUAUGUGACCAAAACAAGGAGAGUGAAGAAAACCCUGGAAGAUGUGAAAGAAAAAUAUGAAGUAAAACAAGAAGGGAUGACUGGCAUCUUGGAAGUUCUGAAACAAGAGACAGAGAAACUAGAGGAAGAGAAGAAUCAGCUUCUGGAAGAAGCUUACCAACAUGUAAUAAAGCUGGAGGAGAUCGCCCUGAAUGUUGACUCACUGUCAACUUCAGUCAACUUGGAGCUCCUGAUUGAGAAAAUGAAGGAGAAAGGAGAAACAGCCAAGGCUGAGAAACUGGAGAAGAUAAUGAAAAGACAGGAUAAAGGAGUUCUGUCAGUCAUGAAGUCCUGGUUUGAGGAUCUGACUGGAGAAACUGACCUGGAUCUGGAAGACGACCUGCCCUGA